This is a messenger RNA of Coregonus sp. 'balchen', 20192 nucleotides long. The record is from the annotation of a GenBank genome assembly. Lineage: Eukaryota; Metazoa; Chordata; Actinopteri; Salmoniformes; Salmonidae.
AUGAUGCGGACGAACAAUAAAGGCCGUAGCGCCUCCCCCCACAGGAACGCCUACAAGUCUGACUUCCACACCAUCAAAUACUCCUUGGACACCGCGACCAAGCCUAGACCUACUUCGCUGAGCCUCUCUAUCCCUUCACCAGGCCCCAUGGCGGUCCCUCACACCAGGACCAGCAGUGCCAGUGGCCCUGGUGAGUGUUCCAGGGGUAGGACCCUCAGUCCUAGAGGGACCAAGAUCAGAGACAACAUCUUCCUCCAGAUGGACAGCCAACAGCACCUCCUCCACCCCUUGUCUCAGACCCUACCCAAAUGCGCUCUCAGCUACAGCUCUGUCCGGAGCAGUGUGGCCAGCAUGUCCAGCGUAGAAUCAUCUAUGCUAGAUAAACCGUCCAAGGCAGAGGAGAUAGCAGAGAUAGACAGAGCGGCUCUAGCUCAAAAGUUCUCUGUGACCCGGAAGCUGUUUGAGACGGUCAGCGGGGGUCAAAGUUUAAAGGUCAGCCCUGGCAGAGAUAGCAGGGGGUCUGUGGAUGGGAGGGGGGAAGAAGGGGGCAUGGGGAGAGAGGAACUGACAUCCACGUCAGAAAGCGAAGGAGAGGGGGAGAGGAGGAAAGAGAGGGAGGACAGAAAACCCAUCAACAUACACACACACAUUUCUCUACCAAACAUAGAACUCCACACACACACUUUAUCACUGGACACCAGCUUGUCUGCACCCCUUCACCCUGUUAAUGGUCACUCCAGUGAGACUUUUUCCCCUGAUGGCCCAAGUCCUACGGCUGACCCCUCAGACAGCAGGAGUGUGUGUGAUGGAAGUGUGUUAGAUGGGAGUGUGUGUGAGGACUCUGUGUGCUCCCAUGUAUUCAACCCACCUAGCCCAGCACCCAGCUCUCCCCACUCUCAGCCUCCAUCCCCUUCUUAUGACUCCCCUAGUCCUCUCACCCCAGUCUCCCCCUGUUCUGACCAGUCUGACUUCUAUGGCCCUAGUAGUCCUAAUGCUGACAACAGAAGUUUGUCUGAGGGGAAUGAUCCUAAUGACCUUUACAUGACCCCUGGUGACCCUUUGACCCCCACCGAGAGGUCAAGGGCUAGGACUGUGAGGGCAGAGCUAGUGGAGGUGAAGAACGAGUCGUCUGAGAGCGAAGGGAACGAGGCAGAGGAGGAUGAGGACACCAUAAAGAAGGAAGAGGAGACCAUGAAGGAAGAGGAGGAAAGCAAGAGGGAGGAGAGCAAUGAGAAUAACCUGGUGGAUGAUGUGUUUGAAGAAUCCAGAGUGGAACCUAGAAUGUUAGAACAGAGAAUGGUUGAACCUACAGCGCAAACUAAAAUGGUGGAACAGAGAACAGUUGAACCUCCAGUAGAACACAGAAUGGUAGAACCCUCGUUAAGAGAGUGUGUGGAGGGAUUCCCUGACAGUUCUGCGGUGAGAGAGAAGGAAUCAGGGAGAGACAUGUUCCAGCAGGAGAUAGAAUGGAGGGAGGGGCAAAUGGAGGGAGAAAGCAGACAGUAUAGAGAAGAAGGGACGACAGGAGAGAGUAAGAUGGAGAACGAGAAGGUAGGGACGGAAGAAAGAGAUGAGGCAGGAGAGCAGGAGAAAGUUGAGGAUAGAGGAAGCAUGUGCAAUAAGAGCAAAGAAGAAGAGGAGAGAGAGGAGGACGGGAACGAGAAGGCCGGAUUGGAGCCAAGAGAGGAUAGGGUGAAGGAGGAAGAGAGAGAGGAAGAAGAGAGGAAGUGCAGAUGGAGAGUGGACGUGAAGGAUGAGGACAAAGAGAGAGAAGAGAGAGAGUGCCCCGAGAGAGGAGAGGAGAAGAAUGGAUCUGCCAUCAUCCUUGGGAUUGAGAACGAGGCCUUCGCGGAAGACAGGGAACGGGACUCGGAGUGUCGUCAUGGCGAUUGGUUGUGUCCUAGAGAGGACUCAGAAAGAUGUCCAACUCCGGAUCCAGAGGAGCAGCUCUCUGCUGAAUAUGAGGAGAUUCCCGGUCUUCCUCAUGAGGAUGAUGAGGAUUUUGCUAAGACAAGGAAGGUCAAAUUCUCUACAGCACCAAUCAAGGUAAACCCCCCCCCCCCCCCCCCCCCCCCAAUUGCAUUGUUAGAAAAACAACACAAAAACACUCACCCCAUUGGGUUUGAUAAAGGGGUGCCAGAUUUUGAUUCAGAGAGUAAGUAUGGCCCAAUCCCUUAGUUGUGGUAAAAUGAAAAGCAUGGAUAGAAUAGCUGAAGAGUGAAGGGUUUAUGAAUAGAUGGAGAGUCAUUUGAACCCUACAGACACAUUUAUAUCCCAUCAGGUUAAGAGGAGACAGGCAAGAUCUCAUGCUCUGUCAGGUAUUCAGUUCAGAACAGCUGAGGUGUAAGAACAAGUCAAAGUUUAUUGGUCGUGUACACAGAUUUGCAGAUGUUAUCAGGUGCAGCGAAAUGCUUGUGUUUCUAGCUCCAACAGUGCAGUAAUAAUACCUAGUAAUAAUACCUAGCAAUACAAAACAAUACGCACAUAAUCCAAAAAGAAAGAAAUUAAGAAAUAACAGAACGAGCAAUGUCAGUGUCCGGUAUUUACAGUUGAUGUCGUAAGUUACACCUCAGCCAAAUACAUUUAAACUCAGUUUUUCACAAUUCCUGACAUUUAAUCCUAGUAAAAAUUCCCUGUCUUAGGUAAGUUAGGAUCACCACUUUAUUUUAAGAAUGUGAAAUGUCAGAAUAAUAGUAGAGAUUUAUUAAAGUUUUUAUUUCUUUCAUCACAUUCCCAGUGGGUCAGAAGUUUACAUACACUCAAUUAGUAUUUGGUAGCAUUGCCUUUAAAUUGUUUAACUUGGGUCAAACGUUUCGGGUAGCCUUCCACAAGCUUCCCACAAUAAGUUGGGUGAAUUUUGGCCCAUUCCUCCUGACAGAGCUGGUGUAACUGAUUCACGUUUGUAGGCCUCCUUGCUUGCACACGCCUUUUCAGUUCUGCCCACACAUUUUCUAUAGGAUUGAGGUCAGGGCUUUGUGAUGGCCACUCCAAUACCUUGACUUUGUUGUCCUUAAGCCAACUUUGGAAGUAUGCUUGGGGUCAUUGUCCAUUUGGAAGACCCAUUUGCGACCAAGCUUUAACUUCCUGACUGAUGUCUUGAGAUGUUGCUUCAAUAUAUCCACAUAAUUUUCCUUCCUCAUGAUGCCAUCUAUUUUGUGAAGUGCACUAGUCCCUCCUGCAGCAAAGCACCCCCACAGCAUGAUGCUGCCACCCCUGUGCUUCACGGUUGGGAUGGUGUUCUUCGGCUUGCAAGUGCCCCCCUUUUUCCAUCAUAACGAUGGUCAUUAUGGGCAAACAGUUCUAUUUUUGUUUCAUCAGACCAGAGGACAUUUCUCCAAAAAGUAAGAUCUUUGUCCCAAUGUGCAGUUGCAAACCAUAGUCUGGCUUUUUUAUGGCGGUUUUGGAGCAGUGGCUUCUUCCUUCCUGAGCGGCCUUUCAGGUUAUGUCGAUAUAGGAUUCGUUUUACUGUGGAUAUAGAUACUUGUCAUGCACAAAGUAGAUGUCCUAACCGACUUGCCAAAACUAUAGUUUGUUAACAAGAAAUGUGUGGAGUGGUUGAAAAACAAGUUUUAAUGACUCCAACCUAAGUGUAUGUAAACUUCUGACUUCAACUGUAUACAUAUAUACACAUGCAGUACCAUUCAAAAGUUUGGACAUACCUACUAAUUCAAGGGUUUUUCUUUAUUUGUACAAUUCUUUACAUUGUAGAAUAAUAGUGAAGACAUCAAAUCUAUGAAAUAACACAUAUGGAAUCAUGUAGUAACUAAAAAAGUGUUAAACAAAUCAAAACAUAUUUUAUAUUUGAGAUUCUUCAAAUAGCCACCCUUUGCCUUGAUGACAGCUUUGCACACUCUUGGCAUUCUCUCAACCAGCUUCAGCUGGAAUGCUUUUCCAACCGUCUUGAAGAAGUUCCCACAUAUGCUGAGCACUUGUUGGCUGCUUUUCCUUCACUCUGCCGUCCGACUCAUCCCAAACCAUCUCAAUUGGGUUGAGGUCGGGGAUUGUGGAGGCCAGGUCAUCUGAUGCAGCAUUCCAUCACUCUCCAUCUUGGUCAAAUAGCCCUUACACAGCCUGGAGGUGUGUUGGGUCAUUGUCCUGUUGAAAAACAAAUGAUAGUCCCACUAAGCCCAAACCAGAUUGGAUGGUGUAUUGCUGCAGAAUGCGGUGGUAGCCAUGCUGGUUAAGUGUGCCUUGAAUUCUAAAUAAAUCACAGACAGUGUCACCAGCAAAGCACCCCCAGUCCAUAACACCUCCUCCUCCAUGCUUUACGGUGGAAACUACACAUGCAGAGUUCAUCCGUUCACCCACACCGCGUCUCACAAAAACACGGCAGUUUGAACCAAAAACCUCCAAUUUGGACUCCAGACCAAAGGACAAAUUUCCAUCAGUCUAAUGUCCAUUGCUGAUGUUUCUUGGCCCAAGCAGGUCUCCUCUUCUUGUUGGUGUCCUUUAGUAGUGGUUUCUUUGCAGCAAUUCGACCAUGAAGGCCUGAUUCACACAGUCCCCUCUGAACAGUUGAUGUUGAGAUGUGUCUUUUACUUGAACUCUGUGAAGCAUUUAUUUGGGCUGCAAUUUCUGAGGCUGGUAACUCUAAUGAACUUAUCCUCUGCAGCAGAGGUAACUCUGGGUCUUCCAUUCAUGUGGCGGUCCUCAUGAGAGCCAGUUUCAUCAUAGCUCAUAGCACUUGAAGAAACGUUCAAAGUUCUUGAAAUGUUCUGUAUUGACUGACCUUCAUGUCUUAAAGUAAUGAUGGACUGUCGUCUCUCUUUGCUUAUUUGAGUUGUUCUUGCCAUAAUAUGGACUUGGUCUUUUACCAAAUAGGGCUAUCUUCUGUAUACCACCCCCUACCUUGUCACAACACAACUGAUUGGCUCAAACGCAUUAAGAAGGAAAGAAAUUCCACAAAUUAACUUUUAAGAAGGCACACCUGUUAAUUGAAAUGCAUUUCAGGUGAGUACCUCAUGAAGCUGGUUGAGAGAAUGCCAAGAGUGUGCAAAGCUGUCAUCAAGGCAAACGGUGGCUAUUUGAAGAAUCUUUUGAUUUGUUUAACACGUUUUUAGUUACUACAUGAUUCCAUAUGUGUUAUUUAAUCGUUUUGAUGUCUUCACUAUUAUUCUACAAUGUAAAAAAUAGUAAAAAUAAAGAAAAACCCUUGAAUGAGUAGGUGUGUCCAAACAUGUUGACUGGUAAUGUGUGUGUGUGUAUGUGUGUAUAUACAGCUGCGGAAAAAAUUAAGAGACCACUGCAAAAUUAUCAGUUUCUCUGGUUUUACUAUUUAUAGGUAUGUGUUUGUGUAAAAAUAACAUUUUUGUUUUAUUCUAUAAUCUACUGACAACAUUUCUCCCAAAUUCCAAAUAAAAAUAUUGUCAUUUAGAGCAUUUAUUUGCAGAAAAUGACAACUGGUCAAAAUAACAAAAAAGAUGCAGUGUUGUCAGACCUCGAAUAACGCAAAGAAAAUAAGUUCAUGUUAAUUUUUGAACAACACAAUAGUAAUGUUUUAACUUAGGAAGAGUUUAGAAAUCAAUAUUUGGUGGAAUAACCCUGAUUUUGAAUCACAGCUUUCAUGCGUCUUUCACAUUGAUGUUGGGUGACUUUAUGCCACUCCUGGCGCAAAAAUUCAAGCAGCUCGGCUUUGUUUGAUGGCUUGUGACCAUCCAUCUUCCUCUUGAUCACAUUCCAGAAGUUUUCAAUGGGGUUCAGGUCUGGAGAUUGGGCUGGCCAUGACAGGGUCUUGAUCUGGUGGUCCUCCAUCCACACCUUGAUUGACCUGGCUGUGUGGCAUGGCGCAUUGUCUUGCUGGAAAAAACUAUCCUCAGAGUUGGGGAACAAUGUCAGAGCAAAAGGAAGCAAGUUUUCUUCCAGGAGAACCUUGUACGUGGCUUGAUUCAUGCAUCCUUCACAAAGACAAAUCUGCCCGAUUCCAGCCUUGCUGAAGCACCCCUAGAUCAUCACUGAUCCUCCACCAAAUUUCACAGUGGGUGCGAGACACUCUGGCUUGUAGGCCUCUCCAGGUCUCCAUCUAACCAUUAGACGACCAGGUGUUGGGCAAAGCUGAAAAUUGGACUCAUCAGAGAAGAUGGCCUUACUCCAGUCCUCUACGGUUCAAUCCUUAUGGUCUUUUGCAAACCUCAGCCUGGCUCUUCUUUGCUUCUCAUUGAUGAAGGGCUUUUUUCUAGCUUUGCACCACUUCAGCCCUGCCCCUAGGAGCCUGUUUCGAACCGUCCUCGCCGUGCACUUCACCCCAGCUGCCGUUUGCCAUUCUUUUUGUAGGUCACUUGAUGUCAUCCUACGGUUGUUGAGUGACAUUCGAAUGAGUUGGCGGUCAUCCCGGUCAGUAGAGAGUCGUUUUCGCCCUCUGCCGGUCUGUAGCUUUGUUGUCCCCAAUGUCUGCUGCUUGACCUUGUUCUUAUUUUAAGGAUGGAAGCAACCUGACGCUCACUGUAUCCCUCUGCCAGUAAAGCCAGAAUUGAACCCUUCUUUUCCUCACUCAACUUUCCUUUUCAACUCUUUUGGCAUGGUCAAUAGUUAUUUUUUUAUUAAUAUUACUUUUGAGGUACUAUUAGCACUGUUUUUGCCAUCCAGCUGGUCCUAUUGCAAGAGGAUAGUGAUGACCACAGCAGUGGUUUUUAUACUUUUCCUCGUUAAAUAAGAUUUGGUUCAUGUGAUCAAAAAAAAUCACCUAAUCAGUACCUAAUUCAGUAGAAUGAUGCCAUUUAGCAGACACUUUUACACAAAGCGACUUACAGUCAUGCGUGCAUACAUUUUUGUGUAUGGGUGGUCCCGGGGAUCGAACCCACUACCUUGGCUUUACAAGCGCCAUGCUCUACCAGCUGAGCAGGUGUGCCUGUGUUGGAAUUCAACAGACACUGGAAUGGAAUGGCUGUCAUACAUGUAGAGAUGCUGAUUUAAGAAACAUUUGCAGUGGUCUCUUAAUAUUUUUCCAGAGCUAUAUAUACGCACACACACACUGAACAAAAAUAUAAACGCAACAAUUUCAACGAUUUUACUGAGUUACAGUUCAUAAAAGGAAAUCAACCAAUUGAAAUACAUUCAUUAGGCCCUAAUCUAUGGAUUUCACAUGACUAGGAAGGGGCGCAGCCACAUGGUAGCCAGGCCCAGCAAAUCAGAAUUUGUUUUUCCCCCACAAAAGGGCUUUAUUACAGACAGAAAUACUCCUCAGUUUCAUCAGCUGUCCGGGUGGCUGGUCUCAGACGAUCCCGCAGGUGAAGAAGCUGGAUGUGGAGGUCCUGGGCUGGCGUGGUUACUGGUCGUCUGCGGUUGUGAGACCAGUUGGAUGUACUGUAAAAUUUUCUAAAACGACGUUGGAGGCGGCUUAUGGUAGAGUAAGGAACAUUCAACAGCUCUGGUGGACAUUCCUGCGGUCAGCAUGCCAAUUGGCAUUGUGUUGUGUGACAAAACUGCACAUUUUAGAGUGGCCUUUUAUUGUCCCCAGCACAAGGUGCAUCUGUGUAAUGAUCAUGCUGUUUAAUCAGCUUCUUGAUAUGCCACACCUGUCAGGGGGAUGGAUUAUUUUGUCAAAGGAGACAUGCUCACUAACAGGGAAGUAAACAAAUUUGUGCACAGAAUUUGAGAGAAACAAGCUUUUUGUGUGUGGAACAUUUCUGGGAUGAUUUUAUUUCAGCUCAUGAAACAUGGGACCAACACUUUACAUGUUAGGGUUAUAUUUUUGUUCAGUAUAUCUAUCUAUCUAUCAAUCAUUGACGGCUGGUGGGAGGAGCUAUAGGAGGAAGUGCUCAUUGUAAUGGCUGAAAUGGAAUAAAUGGAAUUGUAUCAAACAUAUAGAAACCACGUUUGACUCCGUUCCAUUAAUUCCAUUCUAGCAAUUACAAUGGGCCCGUCCUCCUAUAGCUCCUCCCACCAGCCUCCACUGAGAUAUAUAUACAUACAGUGCAUUCGGAAGGUAUUCAGACACCUUAACUUUUUCCACAUUUUGUUACGUUACAGCCGUAUUCUAAAAUGGAUUAAAUUAAUAAAAAUCCUCACCAUUCUACACACAAUACCCCAUAAUGACAAAGUAAAAACUGGUUUUUAGAUUUUUUUGCUAAUUUAUAAAAUAAAAUAAAACGAAUUUAUAUGUACAUAAGUAUUCAGACCCUUUACUCAGUACUUUGUUGAAGCACCUUUGGCAGAAACUACAGCCUUGAGUCUUUUUGGGUAUGACGCUACAAGCUUGAAACACCUGUAUUUGGGGAGUUUCUCCCAUUCUUCUCUGCAGAUCCUCUCAAGCUCUGUCAGUUUGGAUGGGGAGCGUCGCUGAACAGCUAUUUCAAGUCCGGGCUCUGGCUGGGCCACUCAAGGACAUUCAGAGACUUGUCCCGAAGUCACUCCUGCAUUGUCUUGGCUGUGUGUUUAGGGUCUUUGUCCUGUUGGAAGGUGAACCUUCGCCCCAGUCUGGGGGCUCCUGAGUGGCGCAGUGGUCUAAGGCACUGCAUCGCAGAGUGCUAGCUGUGUCACUAGAGAUCCUGGUUCGAAUCCAGGCUCUGUCGCAGCCGGCCGCGACCGGGAGACCCAUGGGGCGGCGCACAAUUGGCCCAGCGUCGUCCAGGGUAGGGGAGGGAAUGGCCGGCAGGGAUGUAGCUCAGUUGAUAGAGCAUGGCGUUUGCAACGCCAGGGUUGUGGGUUUGAUUCCCACAGGGGGCCAGUAUAAAAAAAAAAAUUAAUAAUAAUAAUAUGUAUUCACUAACUGUAAGUCGCUCUGGAUAAGAGCGUCUGCUAAAUGACUAAAAAUGUAAAAUAAAUGUAAAUGUCCUGAGCGCUCUGGAGCAGGUUUUCAUCAAGGAUCCCUCUGUGCUUUGCUCCGUUCAUCUCUCCCUCGAUCCUGACUAGUCUCCCAGUCCCUGCUGCUGAAAAACAUUCCCACAGCAUGAUGCUGCCACCACCAUGCUUCACCGUAGGGAUGGUGCCAGGUUUCCUCCAGACGUGACGCUUGGCAUUCUGGCCAAAGAGUUAAAUAUUGGUUUCAUCAAACCAGAUAAUCUUGUUUCUCAUGGUCUGAGAGUCUUUAAGUGCCUUUUAUUGAGGAGUGGCUUCCGUCUGGCUACUCUACCAAUAAGGCCUGAUUGGUGCAGUGCUGCAGAGAUGGCUGUCCUUCUUGAAGAUUAUUCCAUCUCCACAGAGGAACUCUGGAGCUCUGUCAGAGUGACCAUCGGGUUCUUGGUCACCUCCCUGACCAAGGCCCUUUUCCCCCGAUUGCUCAGUUUGGCCGGGUGGCCAGAUCUAGGAAGAGUCUUGGUGGUUCCAAACUUCUUCCAUUUAAGAAUGAUGGAGGCCACUAUGUUCUUGGGGACCUCCAAUGCUGCAGAAAUGUUUUGGUACCCUUCCCCAGAUCUGUGCCUCGACACAAUCCUGUCUCGGCGCUCUACGGACAAUUCCGAUAUUUUUGGGGGGUAGAUUGAGGAGGGGGAAAAAACCAAUUUUAUUAAUUUUAAAAUAAGGCUUUAACGUAACAAAGUGGAAAAAGUCACGGGGUCUGAAUAUUUUCCGAAUGCACUGUAUAUAUAAUGCUGUGUAUGGACAGUAUAUGAAUAGAAAAGGUAGUUGUAUAGGAUGAGCCAUGACUAGAAUACAGUAUAGAACAUUCAUCUACCCUACUGUAUGUGACUCCACAUUAGUCUUUUCAGUGUGAGGGAUUCCAGUCAGGAUCUAAAAUCUCCCAGACAUCUCAGCCCAUGUGUGGCUGCCAUGUCUUCUGAGAGCUUUGCUGAGUAUGGCACUGUUGGCACACAUUUCACCAGGUCAGUGUGUAUUUAGGAUUUAAUUACCGGCAAAUGAAGUCCCAAAACUGUUCGAGGACCAUUUUGUCUAAGACGUUCCUUGCCUCUGAGAUUGAACUGCAGUACAUGGAUUUGCAAUGACUCAGCAUUGUGUGUGUUAAGCUGUAUGUGUUAAGACUAAGCGUCUGCUACAGCUUGUGUUUCCAUCUAACACCCCAGUCAUAUUGGAGCAUCUGACAACAUAAACAGUAUGGUGUGGUAUCAAGUCCAGCUGGCAGAGAGAGGGGAGACAAUCUGGGGGACCAAGAAAACCAAAGACUGGCAUACAUACACUAAACUUGACAAUGAAAGAUGUGAUGAUAAUGGUGUAUGUACUCUCUCUCAGGUGUUCCUUACCUACUCUAAUGCGGACUAUGACAGGCAUAAUGAUGAUGUUGACCCCGUGUCUGCCUCUGCUGAAUAUGAAAUGGAGAAGAGAGUGGACAAGAUGGACCUCCUCCCUGUCCAGAUAGAGAAAGGUUGGUCCCUCUCUGCUAUCGCUCUCCCUCUAUCCUUUACCUCUUCCAUUCCUUUAUAUUCCUCUCUCCUUAUCUCUUUUACUUCUCUCUCACGCCCUUCAUCAGCCCAUCUCUCUCUCUCUCCUUCUGUUUUUACACCUACUCUUUGUCCAACUCCCCCUUUCUCUGUCUGUCUGUAGGAGACGAGGGUCUGGGUAUCAGUAUAAUAGGGAUGGGGGUAGGGGCUGACCAGGGUCUGGAGAAGCUGGGCAUCUUCGUUAAGACCAUCACAGAGAACGGAGCUACACAACAGGACGGACGGUGAGAAUCUGAUCUAAGGGCAAUGAUGCCUUCCUUUCUAAUGGUAGGAUGUGAGUGUAAUACUGUAAGCUGAUCCUAGAUCUGUGUAUCUCUGUGUGUGUGUGUCAGUAUCCAGGUGAAUGACCAGAUAGUGGAGGUGGAUGGGGUCAGUCUGGUCGGAGUCACACAGCUGUUUGCUGCCACUGUGCUGAAGAACACCAUUGGCACUGUCAAGUAUACACACACACACACACGCACACACACACACACAUACACAGAACCUAAGCCGAUUGGUUGUACCACUUAACACAGGCUCCUGAUUUGUCAUUGUCUCUCACUGCAGGUUUUUGAUAGGCCGGGAGAAGCAGGGGGAGGAGAGUGAGGUGGCUCGUCUGAUCACUCAGAGUCUGGAGCAGGACAAGAGACCACCUACAGUGGAGGUAGGUGUGUGUGACUGUGUAUACAGUGCCUUCAGAAAGUAUUCACACCCCUUGACUUUUUCCACAUUUUGUUGUUAAAGUGGGAUUAAAAUGUAUUUUGUCAUUUUUUGUCAGUGAUCUACACAAAAUACUCUGUCAAAGUGGAAGAAAUUCUAAUAAACGAUAUAUACAAAAGUAUGUGGACACCCCUUCAAAUGAGUGGAGCUACAGUGAGGGAAAAAAGUAUUUGAUCCCCUGUUGAUUUUGUACGUUUGCCCACUGACAAAGAUAUGAUCAGUCUAUAAUUUUAAUGGUAGGUUUAUUUUAACAGUGAGAGACAGAAUAACAACAAAAAAUCCAGAAAAACGCAUGUCAAAAAAAUUUAUAAAUUGAUUUGCAUUUUAAUGAGGGAAAUAAGUAUUUGACCCCCUCUCAUUCAGAAAGAUUUCUGGCUCCCAGGUGUCUUUUAUACAGGUAACGAGCUGAGAUUAGGAGCACACUCUUAAAGGGAGUGCUCCUAAUCUCAGCUUGUUACCUGUAUAAAAGACGCCUGUCCACAGAAGCAAUUAAUCAAUGAGAUUCCAAACUCUCCACCAUGGCUAAGACCAAAGAGCUCUCCAAGGAUGUCAGGGACAAGAUUGUAGACCUACACAAGGCUGGAAUGGGCUACAAGACCAUCGCCAAGCAGCUUGGUGAGAAGGUGACAACAGUUGGUGCGAUUAUUCGCAAAUGGAAGAAACACAAAAGACCUGUCAAUCUCCCUCGGCCUGGGGCUCCAUGCAAGAUCUCCCCUCGUGGAGUUGCAAUGAUCAUGAGAACGGUGAGGAAUCAGCCCAGAACUACACGGGAGGAUCUUGUUAAUGAUCUCAAGGCAGCUGGGACCAUAGUCACCAAGACAACAAUUGGUAACACACUAUGCCGUGAAGGACUGAAAUCCUGCAGCGCCCACAAGGUCCCCCUGCUCAAGAAAGCACAUAUACAGGGCCGACUGAAGUUUGCCAAUGAACAUCUGAAUGAUUCAGAGGUGUUGUGGUCAGAUGAGACCAAAAUUGAGCUCUUUGGCAUCAACUCAACUCGCCGUGUUUGGAGGAGGAGGAAUGCUGCCUAUGACCCCAAGAACACCAUCCCCACCGUCAAACAUGGAGGUGGAAACAUUAUGCUUUGGGGGUGUUUAUCUGUUAAGGGGACAGGACAACUUCACCGCAUCAAAGGGACGAUGGACGGGGCCAUGUACUGUUAAAUCUUGGGUGAGAACCUCCUUCCCUCAGCCAGGGCAUUGAAAAUGGGUCGUGGAUGGGUAUUCCAGCAUGACAAUGACCCAAAACACACGGCCAAGGCAACAAAGGAGUGGCUCAAGAAGAAGCACAUUAAGGUCCUGGAGUGGCCUAGCCAGUCUCCAGACCUUAAUCACAUAGAAAAUCUGUGGAGGGAGCUGAAGGUUCGAGUUGCCAAACGUCAGCCUCGAAACCUUAGUGACUUGGAGAAGAUCUGCAAAGAGGAGUGGAACAAAAUCCCUCCUGAGAUGUGUGCAAACAUUGUGGCCAACUACAAGAAAUGUCUGACCUCUGUGAUUGCCAACAAGGGUUUUGCCACCAAGUACUAAAUCAUGUUUUGCAGAGGGGUCAAAUACUUAUUUCCCUCAUUAAAAUGCAAAUCAAUUUAUAACAUUUUUUAUAUGCGUUUUUCUGGAUUUUUUUGUUGUUAUUCUGUCUCUCACUGUUCAAAUAAACCUACCAUAAAAAUUAUAGACUGAUCAUGUCUUUGUCAGUGGGCAAAUGUACAAAAUCAGCAGGGGAUCAAAUACUUUUUUCCCUCACUGUAUUUCAGCCACACCCGUUGCUGACAGGUGUAUAAAAUCGAGCACACAGCCAUGCAAUCUCCAUAGACAAACAUUGGCAGUAGAAUGGCCUUACUGAACAGCUCAGUGACUUUCAACAUGACACCAUCAUAGGAUGCCACCUUUCCAACAAGUCAGUCUGUCAAAUUUCAUGGUUCUUAACGCUACAGCAUACAAUGACAUUCUAGACAAUUCUGUGCUUCCAACUUUGUGGUAACAGUUUGGGGAAGGCCUUUUCCUGUUUCAGCAUGACAAUGCCCCCAUGCACAGUGAGGUCCAUACAGAAAUGGUUUGUCGAUCGGUGUGGAAGAACUUGACUGGCCUGCACAGAGGCCUGAGCUCAACCCCAUUGAGCCAGGCCUAAUCGCCCAACAUCAGUGCCCGACCUCACUAAUGCUCUUGUGGCUGAAUGGAAGCAAGUCCCCGUAGCAAUGUUCCAACAUCUAGUAGAAAGCCUUCCCAGAAGAGUGGAGGCUGUUAUAGCAGCAAAGGGGGGACCAACUUCAUAUUAAUGCCCAUGAUUAAUAUGGAGACGUUCGACGAUCAGGUGUCCACAUACUUAUAGUCAUGUAGUGUAUAUCUUGAUUAGAAAAGUAUCCAACCCCCAAAAUCGAUACAUGUUAGACUUUGGCAGUAAUUGCAGCUGUGAAUCUUUCUGGGUAAGUCUCUAAGAGCUUUGCACACCUGGAUUGUACAAUAUUUGCACAUUAUUCUUUAAGAAAAUUAUUAAAGCUCUGUCAAGUUGGUUGUUGAUCGUUGCUAGACAGAAAUGUUCAGCCAUUUUGCUAGACAGACAAUUUAAGUCAAACUAGGUCACUCAGGGACAUUGGUAAGCAGCUCCAGUGUAUAUUUGGCCUUGUCUUUUAGGUUAUUGUCCUGCUGAAAGGUGUAUUUGUCUCCCAGUGUCUGUUGGAAAGCAGACUGAAACCGGUUUUCUUUUUAUGAUUUUGCCUGUCCUUGGCUCUAUUCUGUUUAUUUUUAUCCAACAAAACUCACUAGUCCUUUCCGAUGACGAGCAUACAUGAUGCAGGCACCACCGUGCUUGGAAAUAUGAAGUGGUAAUCAGUGAUGUUGGAUUUGCCUCAAACAAAAACGCUUUGUAUUCAGGACAUAGUUAACUUCUUUCCCAUAGUUUCUGCAGUUUUUCUUUAGUGCCUUAUUUCAAACAGGAUGCAUGUUUUGGAAUAAUUUUUUUUCCGUACAGGCUUCCUUCUUUUCACUCUGUCAUUUAGCUUAGUAUUUUUGAGUAAUUACAAUGCUGGUGAUCCAUCCAGUUUUCUCCUAUCACAGCCAUUAAACUCUGUAACUGUUUUAAAGUCACUGUUGGCCUCAUGGUGAAAUCCCUGAGAGUUUUCCUUCCUCUCCGGCAACUGAGUUAGGAAGGACGCCUGUAUCUUUGUAGUGACUGGGUGUAUUGAUACACCAGCCAAAGUGUAAUUAAAAGCUUCACCAUGCUCAAAGGAUAUUAAUUGUCUGCUGUUUUUUUUUAUCCAUCUACCAAUAGGUGCCCUUCUUUGCAAGGCAUUGGAAAACAUCACUGGACUUAGUGUUUGAAAUUCACUGCUCGACUGAGGGACCUUACAGAUAAUUGUAUGUGUGGGGUGCAGAGAUGAGGUAGUCAUUAGAAAAUUAUGUUAAACACUAUUAUUGCACACCGAGUGAGUCCAUGCAAAUAUUAUGUAACUUGUUAAGCUCUCCUGAACUCCUGAAUUUAUUUAGGCUUGCCAUAAGAAAGGGGUUGAAUACUUAUUGACUUACAACAUUUCAGAGUUUCAUUUGCAAUUAUAUUUUACAAAUUAGAAACAUAAUUCCACUUUGACAUUAUGGGGUAUUUUGUGUAGGCCAGUGACACAAAAUCUCAAUUUAAUCCAUUUAAAAAAUCAGGCUGUAACACAAGAAAAUGUGGGAAAAGUAAAGGUGUGUGAAUACUUUCUGAAGGCACUGUACAGAAUCAUUCCUAAUUGGUUGUACCUGCGUGUGGGUGUUUAUGUAUCUCAGUUGCUAAAUGGAGGUGAUGAUGGUGGUGGUGCUCUGGGGCUGAGCACAGUGGAUGAGAGAGAGGAAGAUCUUCUCCUUACAGAGGAGGAGGAGGAUGAAGAGGAAGACAUAACCAGCCUGGACUCAGCCCAGCUCUGCUUUAAAUACCAACAGGUGAGUCAGUCAGAUGUGUUGAAGUCUGGUAUUGUGUGUGUGUGCGUGCGCUCUGGUGAAGACUAACUUUUUUACCCCUCAGAAGGCAUUAUGUUCCUGGUCCCAAAACAGCUGCUAGUGUCUGGAGAUCUGAUGGGAUCAGAUAGGUGUUAGUGUUAAUAAGUGUAUUGACUUUGUUUUGUAUGAAGUGUUUUCAAGUGUGUUCUGGUCUCGCCUCAGCUCCAGUUAAAGCUCAGGACCAGAUCAGACCAACUCUGCCUAGCCCGGGAGAAGGUAGGUCACACUGACGAGACUGUCAAAACGCAUGCUAACACACUCGCGCACACACACACUCUUCCUCCCUCUCAGAACAGACUAAUUUAGCUCUCUAUGAGACGUCCCUGUCUACAGUCUGAAUGAUUAGUACAGAUGCCAUGUUCCAAUAACCUUGAAAAUAUACAAUUUCUUCUUGUCCGUCUUCCCUGUGUUAUCACUGAUCUGACAUGACAGCAUUGAUUAAAGCUAUCUAAUCUAGGCCCAUACUUUUACCUAUACAAUUGUGUUAGAUGAGUGAUUAUUUAGGAAAAAGGAAGGCUGGAUCUUCACGGUAUUGGAACAUGGCUGAAGUGGAUUUGUUUUCUGGGUGCUUAGUAGAGUGGGUAGAGGAUGUGUCUAAGGGGGUGUCUACUGUCGAGGGAUGAGGGCUGAGGGCUAGAUGAAGGGGCUCAUGGUAUGGGGCUAGGGAACUGGUUACCCACCUGUCUGUCCUCCAGCUGAGGGUUUGUGAGGAGCAGUGGGCCUCGUGGGAGAGUCGUCAGGAUGAGCUGGAGCGGAGUGUCCAGGAUGGAGAGGAGAAGGCUGACAAACUAGAGAAGUAAUCAUCAAUUACACUGAUCUACCAGUCACUAAUUUAGUAUGAUGGUGAUGGAAAAUUAUGCCAAUGGUGGUGAUGAACAUGAUGGUGAUGAUGAAGAAUGUGAUUGUUCUUCUAGGUACUGGCAGGAGGCCCAGGCUCUGUGCAGGAUUGUGAACCAGCGAUUGGCUGACACUCAGAGCCAAUUCGACAGCCUAGAGGUCAAAUACAGCAAGGCCAAGAGACUGCUGAGGGAAUUCCAACACAGGUGAGCUCUGGGUAAUGUAGUCAACAGUGAAAAUGCCCCUGUAGGCCAAUUAGGAAUAUUCACUGCCUGUUUAGAAAGUCUAUUUAUCUCUGUGUCUGAUGGUCCCUCUGUCCCUGUGCAGAGAGAAGGAGAGUGAGAGGAGAGAGGAGGAGCUGCAGAGAGAGAUGGAGGAGACCGAGAGGAGACACAGAGAUACCGUGGAUAGACUACAGAGACAGGUGGGACUGGAGGAGACGACGUAAACUGUACUGUAGUGCUACUACCUGAGUGAGCCAAGUGUUUUUUCCUCUGUUCAGAUAGGUCACCUGGAGCGAGGGGAGGCGGUCCCUGAGAUCGACAACCAAUCACUGGACACCUCAUUUACCUCAAGUAAGACACUGCCCCUCAGGUAGCAUGUGUCUGUGUGUGUGCGAGCAUGUGUGUAUCUUUGUGUAUUGAGCCUCUCAGACUGUGUGUUUGUUUCAGGUGCAGACUGGAGCAUUGUGGUGCCUGAGACGGGUCGGUUGGAUACCAGUGCUCACAGGGCCAGAGCACAGCUCGCCCAGAAAGCCAAGAGACACCCUCCCUCACGAGACAAACUCAGAGAGUCCUUCAGGAGACAGGUUAGACAUACACACGCACGCACACACAUUCCAUUGACACACACUGAAUGUUCUAUCACUCCCUGUAGGGUGAGGAAGACCAGACUCAGGCCUGUGACGAGAAGAGACAAUCGCUGACUGCGUGCACACCCCGAGAGGCGGGACGUUCUGUCUCAGCAGGAGGUGACCGUGUCCACUCCAGCACCUCCUCUCUGUCUGCCCUCACCCCCCAGUCCCAUCCUCCCUCCUCUCUCCUCACCCCCCAGCCAGGCCAGUCUCCUUCUAAAGAGGACAACUCUUCUACCACACACAAAUCAAAGAGAAGAUUCCCUGACUUCAGGUAGGUUGCUCACCAGAUCCUCUUGUAGUCAUAAUGUACAGCAAGCCCAAUCUCAACCCCUAACCCCUUUCCCCUAGGCACUUCUGAGCAGAUAAGAUGCACUAUACAUUCAAAAGUAUGUGCACACCGCUUCAAAUUAGUGGAUUUGGCUAUUUCAGCCACCCCUGUUGCUGACAGGUGUAUAAAAUCGAGCACACAGCCAUGCAAUCUCCAUAGACAAACAUUGGCAGUAGAAUGGACCGAUACUGAAGAGCUCAGUGACUUUCAACGUGGCACCGUCAUAGAAUGCCACCUUUCCAACAAGUCAGUUUGUCAAAUUUCUGCCCUGCUAGAGCUGCCCCAGUCAACUGUAAGUGCUGUUAUUGUGAAGUGGAAACAUCUAGGAGCAACAACGGCUCAGCCGCGAAGUGGUAGGCCACACAAGGUCACAGAACGGGACCGGUGAGUGCUGAAGCGCGUUGCAACACUCACUACCGAGUUCCAAACUGCCUCUGGAAGCAAUGUCAGCACAAUAACUGUUUGUCGGGAGCUUCAUGAAAUGGGUUUCCAUGGCCAAGCAGCCGCACACGCAAUGCCAAGCUACCUGCCCCAAUGCAUAGUGCCAACUGUAAAGUUUGGUGGAGGAGGAAUAAUGGCCUGGGGUUGUUUUACAUGGUUCAGGCUAGGCCCCUUAGUUCCAGUGAAGGGAAAUCUUAAUGCUACAGCAUACAAUGACAUUCUAGAUGAUUCUGUGCUUCCAACUUUGUGGCAACAGUUUGGGGAAGGUCCUUUCCUGUUUCAGCAUGACAAUGCCCCCUUGCACAAAGAGAUGUCCACUCAGAAAUGGUUUGUCGAGAUCGGUGUGGAACAACUUGACUGGCCUGCACAGAGCCCUGACCUCAAUCCCAUCGAACACCGACUGCAAGCCUAAUCGCCCAACAUCAGUGCACAACCUCACUAAUGCUCUUGUGGCUGAAUGGAAGCAAGUCCCCGCAGCAAUGUUCCAACAUCUAGUGGAAAGCCUUCCCAGAAGAGUGGAGGCUGUUAUAGCAGCAAAGCGGGGACCAACUCCAAAUUAAUGCCCAUGAUUUUGGAAGGAGAUGUUCGACGAGCAGGUGUCCACAUACUUUUGGCCAUGUAGUGUAUGUAUAGGCAAUGUGGUAAAAGCUCCACCUUGCCCUCUGAUAGUCCUCUAACCUCCCUGUUCUUCUGCCCUCUAGCAGCCUCCGCAAGUCUCUGAGCAGAGGGAGGAAGAGUGAGAAGGAGAAGAACAAGAGAAGGUCCCUGGAACACAGGUAAAACAUAGUAGACACACUACGGAACUAGCAGAGAAAACGGGUCCAGUCAAUACUAUACACACACCAUGUACAGCCAUUUCUAUUUACACACACAUUACAUUUCUUCUUUCACAGUGUUUCUGCCGUCCCUCUGUUUGACUGUUGUGUUGUCUUUCUCUGUCCCCAGGGGUUCGUGUGGUGACCUGGUAGAUGACUCCAGCAGUGGCGUGUCUCCCUCAGGCUCUGUCACCUCCAUGCCCUCCUGCCUGCCCUUCUCCUGGUUUGGGGAGCGAGGACGGGAGAGAAUGAAGAAGGAGAGAGAGAAGCUUAGGUCGGUCUCCAGCAGCAGUCUACCCUACAUGACCACCGGAGGCAGUAGAGACUGCCAGGUGAGAGGGGAGGCGCGCAAGCGCACACACACACCUGGCCUUUCAUCUCAGACUACCCUGGACUUCAAAUUUCAUUUUUGCUCCAAAGCACUUGUUUAGCUCAAUAAUUGAGUGGCUUAUGAUUUUGCAUGCUUAUUUCACCUGGGGCCUUUCAUUUUAUACUGUACUCACUCUUGACUGUGCGGUUGUUUGUGUGUGUGUGUGUGUGUGUGUGUGUGUGCAAGCGUGCUCUUCACAGUGUUUGUGUGAGUCACAAAUGUCUUUGCUCAUUCUAGAGACUGAGUGUAGCAGAUGCAGGCAGUACCAGCUCUGCUCUCCUGUCAGGGAUGCUAUCAGAUAUGUCUCUCUCUGGGCGUUCUCAAACUCUCACCUUCUCCUCCUCAGAGGUGAGUCUCUCUCAAUCUCUCACAUGGUCUCCCUCUAUUUCUCACUCCUUCCUCUCUCCCCUUCUCUCUGUCUUAUCACCCUUCUCUCUCUGACCUGAUUUCUGUUCUAGUUUUCUACCAUUCCCUGAUUGUUUUCUCCUCUGCUCAUAUGGCUGGAUUGUGGUUUACUUUCCCCUGAAUGACCCAGAAUGUGAUGGAAUAUUAAGGUGUUAGUUUGUUUUUAAUUUUUUAAUGUUUUGGGUUUGUGUCGAUCUGUCCGUCUGUCUGUCCCUCUCUGUAGACUCUGGAAGAUGACUCUGUCCUAGUUGGUAACAAUAAUCAAUGGCAAAGCCAACCCCUGGACCAAUGGACCAAUCAGCAGGUCUGUCUGUGGUUGAUUGGCAUUAGCAUGGACCAAUACGCAGCCGAGUUCACGGCCAAUGGUGUGGAUGGGCUGCAACUCCUCAAUCUGGACAACAACAAACUCAAAGUAGGUUUGUUCUACAGGGAGUCAAGGGCAAUGUCUUAAUACUGUUAGACAUCAUCCUCUCCUCACCUUCUGUCCUCAGUGUUCUGAUAAUUGAAAGGACUGAAUGGGUUUCCCUAAUCAGUGACCAGCUAGGAAAGGGGGCUAGUGAAGAGUAUUGUGACGCAUCCCUUCGAUGAAUGAGUUAAUUCCUUAUGGAUCAGCCCAUAUGUGUCACAUAAAUGAAAGUCUCCCUCCCCUUCUUUCUCUUCCCCUCUUUCUCUCUAGGCUCUGGGGGUGUGUAGUCAUAGUGACCGUGCUGCUCUGAAGAGAAGGCUGAAGGAGAUGAGGAAGACUCUGGAGAGAGAGGAGAGGGCGAAGGGAAUGGAGAGAGAGGAAAAGGAAAGUGAGAAGAGGAAGAUGGAGAUAGAAAGCAGAAGGAAGGGGAAGGAAAGGGAGAAGAGGAGCAAUGAGAGUGAAGGAAAGGGGAAGAAGAUGGUGGAGGGAAAAGAGGCCAGAUGUAGUGGUAAAAAGGUCAGAACAGAGUCACUCUGCUGAAGUCUGCACACUGAUCUCUGACCCCUAAACCCAGAAAUGUUUUAUCUGAUAAGUCCUACUACUAUUAGGCUCAUCUCAUGCAUUCCAGUCUUUAGACAAGCAGCUAUAGUCUCUAUUAUAGUCUCUCUAUCAGCAAAGAAAUGUCUUACUGUAAGUCUUCACCGCGGCUGGUGAAAUAUAGUUUUUAUUUAUUUUUUAA